Messenger RNA from Miniopterus natalensis, 2184 nucleotides. RefSeq names its product four-jointed box kinase 1 (gene FJX1). Gene Ontology annotation, biological process: cell-cell signaling. The record is from RefSeq and is a predicted model, not a curated record. NCBI's taxonomy places the organism in Eukaryota, Metazoa, Chordata, Mammalia, Chiroptera, Miniopteridae.
GAAGACCUAACCCCGCGGCGCCCGGCCGGGAGCGGUGGCCCAGAGUCCGCGCCUCACUUCCCCCAGCCCCCGUUCCGGGCGCGGGAUCCCCGCGGCGCCUCCCUGAAAACUUUCAGGGCGCUGCUCACCUUGGCGGCCGGCGCAGAUGGUCCGCCCCGGCAGCCCCCUGGUGAGCGCCCUCGGCACGUGCCAGAUGGGCGGCCCUGGCCGGAGGAGCUCGCUGUGGUGCACGGGGGCGUCUUCUGGAGCCGCGGCCUGGAAGAGCAGGUGCCCCGGGGCUUCUCGGAGGCCCAGGCGGCGGCGUGGCUGGAGGCGGCGCGCAGUGCCCGGGUAGUGGCGCUGGAGCGCGGGGGCUGCGGACGCAGUUCCAACCGGUUGGCGCGCUUCGCCGACGGCACCCGUGCCUGCGUGCGCUAUGGCAUCAACCCCGAGCAGAUACAGGGCGAGGCCCUGUCCUACUACCUGGCGUGUCUGCUGGGCCUCCAGCGCCACGUGCCGCCGCUGGCACUAGCCCGGGUGGAGGCUCGGGGUGCACAGUGGGCGCAGGUGCAGGAGGAGCUUCGCGCGGCGCACUGGACGGAGGGCAGCGUGGUUAGCCUGACGAGCUGGCUGCCCAACCUCACGGACGUGGUGGUACCCGCGCCCUGGCGCUCCGAGGACGGCCAUCUGCGGCCCCUGCGCGCUGCCGGGGGCGAGCUAGCCAACCGCAGCCAGGCGGAGCUUGUGGACCUGGUGCAGUGGACCGACUUGAUCCUCUUUGACUACCUGACGGCCAACUUCGACCGGCUUGUCAGCAACCUCUUCAGCCUGCAGUGGGAUCCGCGCGUCAUGCAGCGCGCCACGAGCAACCUGCACCGCGGCCCCGGCGGGGCGCUCGUCUUUCUGGACAACGAGGCGGGCUUGGUGCACGGCUACCGGGUGGCGGGCAUGUGGGACAAAUACAAUGAGCCGUUGCUGCAGUCAGUGUGCGUGUUUCGAGAGCGGACAGCGCGGCGCGUCCUGGAGCUGCACCGCGGCCAGGACGCAGCCGCCCGGCUGCUGCGCCUCUACCAGCGCCGUGAGCCUCGGUUCCCCGAGCUGGCCGAGCUCGCCGACCCCCACGCUCAGCUGCUACAGCGCCGCCUUGACUUCCUUGCCAAGCACAUUUUGCACUGUAAGGCCAAGUACGGCCGCCGACCUGGGACUUAGCGUCACCCUGAGGACGGGAGAGAGACAGGGAGACCCCUGGCUGGGGGAUGGGGGAUGGGGGAAGGGCUGUCGCCUCUGCCACCUCCUGGGACCAGCCGGCCAACGCCCUGCCAGUGGUUUGAGCAGGAACUGGGCUAAGAACUUCAGUUUCACCUGCCUGCCCCUUUCUCCAAUUUCGUGCUGUUUCCUUUCAAAGUUCUGGGAGAACUCACCGAGGUGAGAAGUGUACCAUCCCCUCCACCCGGCCUAUAAAAGGAUUCUUCCCUGUGCCAGCAGGGAGUUUGGAUGGGAAGGAACUGGCUGCCGGAGUUUGGCCUCCCGGUGGCUGUCUCUGUGGGAGAUGCUUCCUACUGACCUCCUCCCCUUUCCCAAAAAGGAAAACUUCUAUCAGAGCCUUGGAGCUAAUUCUGCAGCUUCCUACCAAACGCUGUGCUGGCGGCUGGAAAGGGCUGUGACAUUGGCUGGUGGAGCCCCCUUCCUGUGUUCUCCCUUUGUUCCAGCUGGUGAUGGUGAGAUCACUGUUAAGAGCUGGGGAACGGAUCCGGAUAGGACAAAGAGAUCAGGACCUCCAGAACCUGGGGAGUCCUGCAGACCCUGACGAUGUAUCUGACUUGCUCUUUACCGCUUGUCAUUUUGGCCUGAAGGCUACAGAUGCCGAUGGGCUGUGUGCACUGAAUCACAUAAUGGAUUUCUCCCCCUUCCCCCAAUCGACCAAAAUUUUGACAAUGAUGAUGUUCACCAGAAGAAGAAAAAAUCAGUUUCAUGCACUUUACUUUGUUUUUAUUUUAAUUUUGUAUUAAGAAAAAACUUUUUUAUUUGACAAAAUUUGCCUACUAUGUAUAUAUGUGCAUAAAGUUUGGUGUAAAUAUACUAAACUUAUAUUUCAAUAAAAGGGAGUCUAAAAUUUAGAAUUUAAUUCCUGUGGUUUUAACUGUUUGAAGUAUCUGAUGUCCUGCCUGGUUUGAGAAUGACUUUUAGGGUUUCUCCCUUGUGGAU